Dicrocoelium dendriticum is the source of this 617-nucleotide messenger RNA. Lineage: Eukaryota; Metazoa; Platyhelminthes; Trematoda; Plagiorchiida; Dicrocoeliidae. The record is from the annotation of a GenBank genome assembly.
CGAUAUUUAAACUAACUAUUGAUCGCUGUGACUGCCGACUGACGCCUUCACGCAAGUCGGCCUGGUCUCCUGUCUCCACACAAAAUGAAAUUCGAGUUCGUGUUGUUUAUCAAAUUGUUGGUGGCCUGCGCAUUACUAGUAGUAGCAGUCGCUAUCCCAGAAUGGUAUGGAGGAGAUCUUUUUAACUCUUACUAUGAGUCGCGAUCAACAUUUGUGGCAGUCGGUGUGAUAAUAUGCGCUGGUGUGGCAUGUCUUUUCGUUGUGUUGAUUCUCGACCUGGUCAGCCUUAUCGGAAAAGGGCAACUUCAUGGAGCAUUGGGGCUGGCUCGCCAUAUUCUGCUGCUCAGUGGUACUACUUUGCUCAUUCUCGCUCUGAUAAUCUACGUUGUCAAAGUUCAACAACAAUGGUCAUACGUACUUUCGGUCUGUGCUACCAUGCUGGUCAGUGAGCUGGCUCUAUACACGGUGUGUGGAUGCGUUGGGGUGAAAUGAUGGACGCUGACGAGAUACGCAACUGACGAAGAUAUAGUCGGAGAACUUCGCUGUUCACCGCACAAAUGCAAACGCUGUUCCCCCAUCAUAUGUACUGGACAUAGUUGGAACAUGCGUUAUUAACG